Molecule: messenger RNA, 3274 nt
Organism: Colossoma macropomum (tambaqui)
Lineage: Eukaryota; Metazoa; Chordata; Actinopteri; Characiformes; Serrasalmidae
Gene: cd99
Product: CD99 molecule
Exons: 13
Coding region: 237-836 (199 amino acids)
Biological process (GO): T cell extravasation; homotypic cell-cell adhesion; positive regulation of neutrophil extravasation
Source: RefSeq, a predicted model, not a curated record
ACUCAUCAUCUCAGCCUGGAUUUCACAGCCUGCGCAGCGCUGCUGACUGACUCCCUGACUGCCUGCAGGAGUUUACAGACUGAGACACACCCUGCACUUUCUAAACGGCUCCUCCUGCCCGAGCUCACACACAGAGAGCCCGCUCCUCCAACAGCGCCCUGCUGCAGCUGUUUCAGCGUCUCUUCUUACUUACGGACACCAAACAAGGCGCUUAAAGUCUGCUUUUUCACUGCAGCAUGACUUCAUACCUGUGGAUUUUAGUCUUGGCAAGUCUCGCGGGAACGUGGGCACAAGAUCUUGAUCUUUCAGAUGCUUUAGACCUUGAUCCGGUGGCUCCAACUAAACCAGCCCAAAAGCCUCCCAAGGCCGGAGGAGAUGAACUUGAUCUUUCUGAUGCGCUUGGUCCAGACACACCAAAUGAGCCAAAGAAGCCUGCAGGAAACCCAUCCAAAACUGGAGGUGAUUUCGACAUCUUGGAUGCCUUGGACCCAAAGAAACCAGCUGGAGAUCCAAAGAAACCAGUAGCUCCACCCAAAGAUGGAGGGGGUGGAUUCAGUGAUUCAGACUUGAGUGAUGUGGCUGGUAAUGAUUACAAGCCUGAUGCCGGCCGAGGGGGUCAUGGAGGGCGUGCUGCUGACUCUUCCUACGACUCCAGUGGUGGUGAUGGAGGAGCUCAAGACCUAGACCAGCAGUGGCUGAAGCUCCUGAAGUUGCUAGGAGAUAACAUUCCAGAAGGCCUCCAUGCCUGGAUUGCCAACUCUAAACAAGUAGUAAUGUCCCUUCUAGAAAGGGUGCUGGAACUCCUGGAUCUAGCAGAGCAAGAGAACCAGUCCUAAAUGACUUGUUGAUCACUGUUUUUUUCCUUUUUCGGCUAGAUGUUAAGCUAUUUCCCAUGUUUGGUUACUGUAGGUGGCAGGUUGGUUUGGCUUGGUGGUGUAAACGUUGAUGGUAUUUCUUAUUUUACUCUGUUUACAAAGUAGCUCUGUUGUCUAGCUAAGAUGCUAACUGCACAUGCUAGUGCAUUUGUGGUAUGAGGUCAUUUUGUUUUCUUAUUUGAUUUAUGAAGGGUGUGAGAUGUUACUUUAAGCUUUUUUAACUAGUAAGUUAUCUUUUAUAUGAAUUUGAUAGCAGAUUGUCUAGACCCCUCUCACCAAAUGGGCUUAUUUCACCAACUGUUCCUAAGAAGAAAUGUGUUCUUAAAACCCACUUAUGCAGUUUUCACAAAGAUUCUGACAUUCGCCAAUGUUUUCUUAUUUGGGAUUUGUUCUUAGGUAAGAAACAGAAUCCACACACCCUCAAGAGCACAAAGGUGUGAACAAUUCUGCGGUUUAAAAACGUCAUGAAUCUGACAUAGACUUUUUCUUAGGACCUUUAUCAAGAACAAAUUAAAGAGAAAAACUUAGGAAGACAUUGAUGAAUGAGGUCCAUCCUCGUCCUCUUCCCACCCUUUUCUUAUCCAUUUCCUCUUUCUUUAUUUCCUUUCUUCUCAUUUCCGUAUAGUUUUAUCAUCAGUAAAGUGAACUGCUUUUACGUCCUGAGCACAACAGAUAUCUGCUAACAAUGUGCUAGGGCUGUUGUUCCAGUGCCGUUGGUGUCGCAUUUAGGCAGAACCAGUUUCUCCUCUGUGGUUUUAUGGUAUGGAGUUUUCCCCCUGGGGCACUGUUGGAACAUUCCUCUCCCAAAUUCACUGCUGUUUGCUCUGCCCUCUUCCUCAGUGCUACAGCAUUUCCUUACUUUUUCCGCAGCACGGUUUCUGUUCAGACAUAAACGGCUUAGGUCGCUAACAUUGCUAACAAUAGUCUUCUGUGGUACAUUACCUUAGAGCAUGAUUGAGGGCUGAAGUCUGUGUUUUUUGUCUUAUAUUGUCUUCUGGGCAGGUUUUUGUCCUCUUUUUUUUAUCUCUCUCCUGUUCUGUGUUUGUGCUAAAUGUGCUUACAAAUGUGGAGAGGUCAGCAACUUCGAGCUUUUUUGUUGGCCUGAAACACAAUUGCUAUAAACAUCAUCUUUUUUAGUAAUAAUCUUUUCAGUCAUACAAUUACCUCAGAGAAUGAGGACUGAAGUGUUCUUGGAUAUUUUUGCGUUCUUGUUAUCUCUGUUAUCUCUGUCCCUGGUUAGUUAAUUAACUCUUUCUUUAGCCAGCAUGCUAGCAUGCAGCCUAUAAAAAGCUAAUCCGUUACCCUCAACUGCUAAUUUUCUAACACCACUAACAUUGGCCUUUACUUGUGUACUGCAAAUAUAACUAUAUCAGAGCAUGAUGUAGGUUUUAGUGUGCUUCAUAUAAGCAUGGCUUGUCUUCUUGUUACCUUUUUUAGUAUAUAUGUAACCCUGUUUAAACAGUGUCCACUAGCAGUGUGCUAACUCAAAACUCUUAAGAGGCUCUUUAGUGUCUCUCACUUCUAAGCUUUGUUUGCUUCAGUUGCUAUCAGAUUGCUAACAUCGCUAACAGUCUUACUUACAUAAUUACCUCAGAAUGGUUUAGGUGAAGCUUGCGCCAUAAGCAUGUUUUUGGCUUUGUUUUGUCUUUUUAGCGUAGCUCUAUCCCUGUUUAGUGUUUCUUUGUGUUUGGUGUUCAUGCUUAUGUCUCCUUGUUGUAUGCUAACUCAAAGCUCCUGAGAGGCCACUCAGUUUUGAGUUUGUUUUGUUUACUUGUAACCUCUUCAAUUGCUAACAGAUUGCUAACAUCGCUAACAGUGGUCUUCUAACUUUUAGAAUGACCUCAAAGCAUGGAUUAGGGUCAGAAUUUGCUUCAUGUAGGCAUGUGGGGUCUUCUUUUUGGGGAUCUUUUUUGCAUGUCUAUCCCUGUUUAGUCAAAACUGUUUCUGUACUUCCUGUCUUUAUGCUAAAAGUGUCUCCUGGUAGUUUUCUUACUCAGAGCUCUUGAGAGGCUAGUAUUCUGCGCUGUUUUUUUAGCCCUGAGACAUGUCUUGUCAUAACAAGCUUACCUUCAGUCUAUAACUGACACUCGGGUAGGCCUGAGAGAGUCCAUGCCAGAACACAUACCAUGCAUUCAGCCCACACAUAGCAUGCGUUCAGCCCGCAGGGAAGAGGAGAGAUCAAACUGAGCCAGAGAGAAAUGAAGUCUGCAUGUGUUCCUCAAUUCCAGUGGAAGCCUGCUUAUUUUUGGAGAUGAGAGAGAAGUUUUAUUUGAGAGGGGGUCUUUAUGUUUCUGCUGUGUUCGAUGUUUACAAUAUUUGGCUUUUGGGAUACUAUUUUGUUUUGAAUGGACAGUAUUGUAUUCUCUGUUUGUUGUUGACAUUGGUGUUUUUUUUUUUCA